This is a messenger RNA of Nezara viridula (southern green stink bug), 852 nucleotides long. Lineage: Eukaryota; Metazoa; Arthropoda; Insecta; Hemiptera; Pentatomidae. The record is from the annotation of a GenBank genome assembly.
AGUGUUCAGAGGUGGUCGAGGACUCGGAGAGCAUCGAUGACCGUGGACCCUCUCCCUGCAUGGAACGAGCGCCGAAGAGUCGGAUUCGGAUCCUCUCGACCGUCCUGCAAGAGCGAAGACCGCUCUCUGCUCACGUGGGACGAGAUGGGCUUCAGAAGGUGGCUUGCCAGGUCCUCCGGAGUGCGAAUCGUUUCGUCUCCCAAGAAGAGUUUUCCGUCGUCAAGUGGAUCGCAGGAUCAUCUCGAGGAAUCUCCACAGAGCAUCACAUCCUUUGCGUUACAGGAACAACCCAAGUUGUCCGAUACAUUGGAAGAAAUAAAAAGACAUUGGACAAGAAGAAGAUGGAUGAAGGAGUUUAAUUAAGAAAUUAGCGAUGAUGGUGGAUGAUACAUGAAUAUGGUACAGGAAUCGAAUACAAAAACGACUGCGAUGUUUUAGAAAUACAUUACUGCUUCCAGCUUCACUUUAAGUCUUCCAAAAGUCUGUCUCCGUAGGUCAUCCAGUUCCACGCAGGUCAUUCAAGCCUCCUAGGAGAUCUUCCAGUCAUCGGAGAAAGGGCUGAGAAACAUAUGCAGAAGCCUCAGGAGCCAGCAAUCUAAACUUCACAGAUCUUCAGGACUCCAGAACUACACACCUCUUAGGGUGCCAAGAUACUGCACCAUCCUCUGUUGAUAGAAUACCAAGCUAAGUUACCCCUCAGAAAAAUACUUUUCUGUGUGAAACUGGAGCGAUUUUCUGAAGAUGUUUUUAGUAAAUAAAUUAUCGGUAUAUUAAAUGUUCUAGCACACAAAUAAACAAUCCAAUAUGAUUUUAUAGGCACUUUAAUGACACAAUGACUUAAUUCAAAUUUUA